AUGCUCUGGUUCUCCGGCGUCAGGGCUGUGGCUGAGCGUCCCUGCCGGCGCUCGCCCGGGAUUACCUGCUGCGUCCUGCUGCUGCUCAAUUGCUCGGGGGUGCCCAUGUCUCUGGCUUCCUCCUUCUUGACAGGUUCUGUUGCAAAAUGUGAAAAUGAAGGCGAAGUCCUCCAGAUUCCAUUUAUCACGGACAACCCUUGUAUAAUGUGUGUCUGCUUGAACAAGGAAGUGACCUGUAAGAGAGAGAAGUGCCCAGUGCUGUCGAGAGACUGCGCCCUGGCUAUCAAGCAGAGGGGAGCCUGCUGUGAGCGAUGCAAAGGUUGUACCUAUGAAGGAAAUACCUAUAACAGCUCCUUCAAAUGGCAGAGUCUUACAGAACCCUGUGUCCUGCUCCAGUGCCAGGAAGGCGUUGUCACUGAGUCUGAGGUGCGAUGUGUUGUUCAUUGUAAGAGCCCUUCCAAGCAUCUGGGGAUGUGCUGCCCGACGUGUCCAGGCUGUGUGUUUGAGGGUGUGCACUACCAAGAAGGGGAGGAAUUUCAGCCAGAAGGAAACAAAUGUACCAAGUGUUCCUGUGUUGGAGGCAGGACACAGUGCGUGCGAGAAGUUUGUCCCAUUCUCUCCUGUCCUCAGCACCUUAGCCACAUCCCCCCGGGACAGUGCUGCCCCAAAUGUUUGGGUCAGAGGAAAGUAUUUGACCUCCCAUUUGGAAGCUGCCUCUUUCGCAGUGACGUUUAUGACAAUGGAUCUUCAUUUCUCUACGAUAACUGCACUGCAUGCACCUGCAGGGACUCUACUGUAGUGUGUAAGAGGAAGUGCUCCCGCCCUGGGGGCUGCGACAAAGGCCAGGAGGCCUGUUGUGAGGAGUGCCUCCUACGAGUGCCGCAGGAAGACGUCAAAGGGUGCAAGUUUGGCAACAAGGUUUUCCAGGAUGGAGAGAUGUGGUCCUCUGUUAACUGCACCAUCUGUGCUUGUGUGAAAGGCAAGACAGAGUGUCGCAAGAAGCAGUGCGUUCCCAUCAGCAGCUGCCCUCAGGGUAAAAUUCUCAACAGAAAAGGAUGCUGUCCUAUUUGCACUGAAAAGCCCGGCGUUUGCACGGUAUUCGGAGAUCCCCACUACAACACUUUUGACGGACGGACAUUUAACUUUCAGGGGACAUGUCAGUACGUUUUGACGAAAGACUGCUCCUCCCCUGCCUCGCCCUUUCAGGUGCUGGUGAAGAACGAUGCACGCAGGACCCGCUCCUUCUCCUGGACCAAGUCGGUGGACCUGGUGCUGGGCGCGAGCACCGUCAGCCUCCAGCAGCACCUGACCGUGCGCUGGAACGGCUCGCGCAUCGCGCUACCCUGCCAGGCGCCGCAGUUUCACAUCGACCUGGAUGGCUACCUCUUGAAAGUGACGACCAAAGCAGGUUUGGAAAUAUCCUGGGAUGGAGACAGUUUUGUAGAAGUCAUGGCUGCUCCUCAUCUCAAGGGCAAGCUCUGUGGUCUUUGUGGCAACUACAAUGGACAUAAGCGUGAUGACUUAAUUGGCGGAGAUGGAAACUUCAAGUUUGAUGUGGAUGAUUUUGCCGAGUCCUGGAGAGUAGAGUCCAAUGAGUUCUGCAACAGACCCCAGAGAAAACCAGUGCCUGAACUGUGUCAAGGGACAGUGAAGGUGAAGCUUCGAGCCCAUCGAGAAUGCCAGAAACUCAAAUCCUGGGAGUUUCAGACUUGUCACUCAACUGUGGACUAUGCCUCUUUCUACCGGUCCUGCGUGACAGACAUGUGUGAAUGUCCAGUCCAUAAAAACUGUUACUGUGAGUCAUUCCUGGCAUAUACCCGGGCCUGCCAGAGAGAAGGUGUCAGUGUCCACUGGGAGCCCCAGCAGAACUGUGCAGCCACUCAGUGUAAGCAUGGGGCUGUGUAUGAUACCUGUGGUCCAGGAUGUGCCAAGACCUGUGACAACUGGAAUGAGAUUGGUCCAUGCAAUAAGCCAUGUGUUGCAGGUUGCCAUUGUCCAGCAAACUUGGUCCUUCACAAGGGAAGAUGCAUCAAGCCAGUCCUUUGUCCUCAGCGGUGACCUUUGUUUUGCAUCUUAAGACUUUCAAACCUAGUGUCCUUGACACUGAAGUGGACGAGCCA
Diceros bicornis minor is the source of this 2120-nucleotide messenger RNA. It is a transcript of the gene BMPER, whose product is annotated as BMP binding endothelial regulator. The coding region runs from base 1 to 2058 and encodes 685 amino acids. Gene Ontology annotation, molecular function: protein binding. The record is from RefSeq and is a predicted model, not a curated record. The transcript is spliced from 15 exons. Lineage: Eukaryota; Metazoa; Chordata; Mammalia; Perissodactyla; Rhinocerotidae.